ACAGUCGUCGACACACUAUCACCAUGCUUGUUUCACUAAUCCUAUCAUCUUUUUUGCUUCUAAAUUGUUUUGGUUUUGUUGAAGGAGACCAACAGGGUGAUACCAGACUGAAGACCUUAAAGAAUUUGAUUUACAACAACGCGGAGACCACAGUCAAAUUGGAUUCUACAGCACUGAAACAACUCAUCCAGUUAUCGACAACGGGUACAUUUCCAAACCGCAAACAACGAGUGAGUUUUUCCGUUUAUCCUAAAUCGAAAGACCUGAAACUUGGAAAAGGCCAGACGGUGAUAUAUGACGGAAUCCUGACGAACGAUGGAAACGGAUACGACGACAGAACAGGAAUCUUCACGUGUCCUGUAGCGGGUACCUACAUGUUUGUUCUCGAUUGUCUGUCUCCUAAGCCAACAACAAUACGUAUUGUAAUGAACAAUAAUGCCGUAGGAUCUGUUCAUAUAGCAUCUGCUAACUAUGGUAUAUCCUGGCAGCAGUUGAGUAGAACUGUGAUUUUAAAGGCAAGAAAAGGUGACCACGUUAAAAUAGUUAAUGGUGAAAACAACGGCUUCAUGCACAGAAGUCACUACUCUGGUUUCUCUGGAACGUUACUGGACUGACUGUACUGACGAAAUUGAUAAAUGCAUUUACAAAAUUGUAUAUCACAAGUGUAUAAAGGAUGAAAUAUAUCAAUUGUAUACUUAGGUAGUAAGACCACUAUUGCAUCAAUAGUAUUGCCUUUGUUAUUAAUGAGGCUGGUUUGAAAACGUCAAUAUCGUGAUUAUUGUCGAUUAUAACUGAUCUGAAUGCAUUAAACGAUAAGAAAAUGCUGAAACGUAUAUGUAUAUUGACGUAUCGCACUAAUGAAUAAGCACGUAUCCAAGGAAAAAUGUUGGAAAUGUU
Molecule: messenger RNA, 897 nt
Organism: Ostrea edulis (European flat oyster)
Lineage: Eukaryota; Metazoa; Mollusca; Bivalvia; Ostreida; Ostreidae
Product: complement C1q subcomponent subunit A-like
Exons: 2
Coding region: 24-614 (196 amino acids)
Molecular function (GO): protein binding
Source: RefSeq, a predicted model, not a curated record